Molecule: messenger RNA, 6665 nt
Organism: Phalacrocorax carbo (great cormorant)
Lineage: Eukaryota; Metazoa; Chordata; Aves; Suliformes; Phalacrocoracidae
Source: RefSeq, a predicted model, not a curated record
CGGGAACGGGGGCGGCGCGGCGUUCCGGGCGGCGGCGGCGGACCGCGCUCCCCCCCCCGCCCCCCCCGCCCCCUCCCGCCCCUCCGGAGCGCGGCCUCGGUGGCGGCCGGGCGCGGAGCGCCAUGGAGCCGCGCACAGAUUGAUGCCGAGGUGCUGAUCCGGGCGCCGCCGACCCCAGCUGCCGGGAGGAAUCCAUGAGCGCAGGACCUCGGCUAUGGACAUCGUCCUGUCGGAUUUUGUUCGCUCAACGGGGGCAGAGCCGGGACUGGCCAGAGACUUGCUCGAAGGCAAGAACUGGGAUCUGAGCGCGGCCCUGAGCGACUUCGAACAGCUGAGGCAAGUGCACGCCGGGAACCUACCCCAUUCCUUCAACGAAGGACGCAACUAUAAACCCCCCGAAAAGGAGGCAGCCCGUCCCGGGCGACCGCCGCUCCAGCGGCAGGAUGAUAUCGUGCAAGAAAAACGCCUGUCUCGAGGCAUUUCGCACGCCAGCUCCACCAUCGUCUCCCUGGCCCGUUCCCACGUCUCCAGCAACGGCAGCAGCGAGCACCUGCUGGAGAUGCCCAUCUGCACCUUCCAGCUGCCCGACCUCACCGUGUACACCGAGGACUUCCGCAGCUUCAUCGAGCGAGACCUCAUCGAGCAGUCGAUGCUGGUGGCGCUGGAGCAGGCUGGUCGUCUGAACUGGUGGGCGAACGUGGAUCCCAGCUGCCAAAGGCUGCUCCCCCUGGCCACCACGGGCGAUGGGAACUGCCUGCUCCACGCCGCCUCCCUGGGUAUGUGGGGUUUCCACGACAGAGAUCUCAUGCUUCGCAAAUCCCUUUACACCUUGAUGGAUAAAGGCGUGGAAAGGGAAGCCCUGAAGCGGAGGUGGCGCUGGCAGCAAACGCAGCAGAACAAGGAGUCUGGUCUUGUUUACACGGAAGAGGAGUGGCAGAAGGAGUGGAACGAGCUGAUCAAGCUGGCAUCCAGCGAGCCUCGCGUGCACUACGGCACCAACGGGGGCGGCUGCGGAGGCGUUGAGAGCUCCGAGGAGCCGGUGUACGAGAGCCUGGAGGAGUUCCACGUUUUCGUCCUCGCCCACGUGUUGAAGAGACCCAUAGUGGUGGUGGCAGACACGAUGCUGCGGGACUCGGGGGGAGAAGCCUUUGCCCCGAUUCCCUUUGGAGGGAUCUACCUUCCCCUGGAAGUCCCAGCCAACAAAUGCCACCGUUCUCCGUUGGUACUGGCUUACGACCAAGCCCAUUUUUCUGCCCUGGUAUCCAUGGAGCAGAAGGAACCCACAAAAGAUCAAGCCGUGAUCCCCCUGACGGACUCCGAGCACAAGCUGCUGCCCGUGCACUUUGCCGUGGAUCCCGGGAAGGAAUGGCAGUGGGGGAAAGACGACAGCGACAACGUCAAGCUGGCCAGCGUGACGUUAUCGCUGGAGGCAAAGCUGCACUUGCUGCACAGCUACAUGAAUGUGAAAUGGAUCACGUUGCCUUGUGACAUGCAGGCGCCUUUGGCCCAGCCGGAAUCCCCUACAGCCUCCGCCGGCGACGACGCUCGUUCAGCCGCGGAGUCGGGAGAGUCGGACAAGGAGUCGGUCUGCAGCAGCUCCACAAGCAACGGCGGCGGCAGGGCUUGCAAGGACAAAGAGAAACCAAAGAAAGACCGAGAAAAGGAUAAGGAAAAAGAUAAGAAACGGGCGGACUCGGUCGCCAACAAGCUGGGCAGCUUCGGCAAGACUUUGGGAAGCAAGCUAAAAAAGAACAUGGGUGGCUUGAUGCACGGCAAAGCUAUCAAGGGAGGCGUGAGCAACGGGCAGGGAGAUACCUUGGAGAAGAAGAAGAAAGGGUCCUUGAAGGCAAGGAAAGGCAGCAAAGAGGAAUCUUCCCAAGGAGAUUUGUCAGCUCCUGUGGAGAAAACCUGCCCGGGCAAAGCAGCCCCCGAAAAGCCGUCGGACCCCUACAAGUACAGCAACGACGUCAGGCUGAGCCUGAGCAUCCUCCGGGCUGCCAUGCAGGGAGAGCGCAAGUUCAUCUUCGCCGGCCACCUCAAGACCAGCAACCGGCACCAGUACCAGGAGGAGAUGAUCCAGCGGUACCUUCUGGAUGCCGAGGAGCGCUUUAUGGCCGAGCAGAAACAAAAGGAGGCGGAGAAGAAGGCGCUGGGCGGCGCUGCCCCCGCCAAGAAGCUGGAGCCGGAGGCGAACGCCCACAAGGGCGAGGAAGCGAUGCUGAACCCCGCGUACCCCCAGCCUCCCCCUGCGUACGCCAUCCACGCCCCGGAUCCGGCCGUAGGCGCUAAAAUAGCAGCUUUUCCCUCCGGCUACUCGGGCGUUUUCACCUUUCCCAGACCCUCCAUGGCCAGCAGCGUGGAAGGGUCGCAUCCCCCCAGCUAUCAAGACAGCAGGCGGCAGGUAGCCGGGGGUUCCUGCAGCAGCCUUCCUCCCUACGCCACCUUACCCAGACAUUGCCCCCAGGCGCGGCCGAAUCCCUACCAAACCAGCCCUUCCCACCUGGGGAGAUUCUCCCCCACGGACACGGACGUCCACCCCACCCACCCGUUGGAGGGCGACGGCUCCGCCGGCCUCCCCCCGCACAGCAACGGCUACAGGGAAUGCCUCGAGCAGGACAGCUCGCAGAAGGGAACGCCAGCAGACAAGACUAAAAGCCGCGUUCUCUAUAACGUUCCGCAGACCAAAUGCAAGCAGCCGAACUGCAGUUUUUACGGGCAUCCAGAAACUGGGAAUUUCUGCUCCUGCUGUUACAAAGAGGAGCUCAAACGCAAGGAGCGGGAGGCUCUAGUGCACAGGUUCUGAGCGCCCUGCCCCGGCGCCCAUCUUGGGACCCAUGAAAGAUGGGGAAUGCAAUAAUAUAUAUACAUAUAUAUAUUAUUAUUUUCUUUUUCAAACCCCCCCCCCCCCCCCCGCUCCUCUCCCUGCCUGUGGAAGGAGGGAGCGGGAAUUUGGCCGGAUGGGCUGAGAAACGGGAUUCAGCGGGUGAUGGAGGUGAUGCAGGAGGGUGGCGGGAGGGAGAGGGGGCGAGAAAAUCCAGCCCCCCCACACCCCCCCCAACACCCCCCUCCCGGAGCCCCGGCGAGAGGGAGGAGGAGGAGGAUGCUUUUCAAGAGGCUUCUGCGUGCGAGGGGUGACCGGGGUUGGCGGAGGGCGUGCGAGGGGCGGAAGCGGGGGGGGUGGUUUUUCAAAAUGAAUUUAAUAAACCAGACCAAAGCUUUCGGGGAGCAGCACCCCGCCGGGUCCUUCCAGCCGGACCCCGACGUCGCCAACUGCCCCCAGUCGAGCGAAAACGCCCCAGCAAUUUCAGUUUGAGCGUCACAGACCUUUUAAUUGACAGAUUUUAUUAUUUUUUUUUAAAACACUGUUUUUAUUUUAUAUCUCUUUUUGCUGGUACUGAGCGAAACUUAGUUGGAAUCGGACAUUAUUGGGCGGAUUUUUUUAGCGGAACUCGUCCGAGCCCGGCCCCACCCGAGGCCUCUGAGCAGCGGGCUCGCGGCGCUCUCCUUCCGACGGGCUCCACUCUUGUCUUUUUUUUUUUCUUCUUCUUCUUAAAACAUUAUUUUUAAACUCUUUCUCGGGGCGGGAGGGAGACGGAGGGGGUGGUCACAGUGCUUGAGUGGUUUUGAGGUUGUGUUUCUUUCGUUCCUGCAGAAGCACUGUGCAAAACCGUUCUGUUCGCAGCGCGGUCGACCCGGCUUAGUAAGAAUUGAGGCGAGAAACAAGGUCAGUGUCUCCACCCAGCAAUAACCACCGGCGUGGGGAGGUAGAGAGGGCGAAGCGCGCCCCGCAGCCCCCGGGGGGUAAAUCCGCAGCGGGCUGCCGGGCACGGACGCGCGCACCCGCGGUAACUCUUUCUACUUGAGCAAGCUACUUCCGUACUACCUCUGUUCUGCUGAAUCGAAUUAACUCGGCUCCAUUUUGCUGAGCCACGUAACUGACCUUAGGCUGAGGAAUAUUAAAAGCUAUUUUUGAUAAUAGGGCUAAAGAGCGAAACGUGCAGAGAAAAAAAAAAACAAACAAACAAACAAAACCCGUCACUAACGUCACACACUCGAUUAUGGUCCACUACGUUCCCUUCUGCCCCCGUCCCAGCCCUUGCGGCGUAGGAUGAACCCAGCGCUCCCGCUCACGUCGUGCAGGGUGGGGUUAACUUUAGCACUGCAGUGUUUGCACAGACCUUGGGGGUUGGUUUUUUUUUCCCCUUUUUUCCUCUUUUUUUUUGGUAACUACAGCUCCCAGCCCGGACCCGAUCCUGCAUACAGCGAGGUUCAGCGUUUUACCACGUGAAAAUAAAACAUGGAUUAUACCGAUAACGCAAAGCUUUACAACAUUCCCUCAUUUUUUUGGGGUUUUAUGUUGGUUUUUUUUUUAAACUUUUGUUUGUUUUUCAGAAGGCAUCAAACUAUGCAACCCCUUCCCGCGCGGCUCCUGCCCGCCGCCCUUCCCGGGGCGAAGGGACGAGAAAACCGGGCAGAAAGUGUACUUAACGCUGGGGAAUCACCUGAAGCCUUAUCCCCACAAACACACUAAGGCUUGGUUCUAACGUACAACUGUUACCGGUUCAAUGUAUACCUAAAACCCCACAAAUUCAGGCCUUUCCCAGAGGAGGCGGCCGCGCGGGGUCCUAAGCCUGGCUCUAACCGUUCGGGUCGAGCCAUCGAAGCGGCUCGUCAACGGAUUUAAAUAUCCCGGCGAUGGUUUCACUCUGAUUUCACGUGUUCUCUUAGGUGGGGUUUUUUUUAUUGAAAGGCCCGGCCUAGACAAGCCUCGCCCAGCUGCUGCCUGUGGCCGGGGGUCGGCACCCGCUCCCGUGGGCGUCCGUACCUCGGAGCGGGCGCCGGGGGGGGAACCUUUUCCCUCCCGCCGCAGGAGUGCCGCUGUGCUGUAACCCGGGGCCGGGACCACGCCGCGCCGGCCCCGCAGCCGCCUCCUGCUUCACCCCAAAAUAUUACGGUGAGAUGUUUAAAAAAACCAAAAAGGCAAAGGAAAUCCUCGCCGCGCUGGGGCCGCUUGGUUUGUGCCCCAAAUUCGGCCCCUUGGUUUUGCUGUCACGGGAGCGGCGGCUUCACUUCAGUCGCGGGGGACGCUCCGGGAGGAGGGGAGGCACAAGGCGAGGCCUCGCCUGUGGUUCCCGCUGUUCUGGGGGCGAUUUCUCCCCGUUUUGGUUAACUCCAUCCUGCCGCGGGGCCGAGCCCGGGGGCGCCGGAGGUUGCGGUGCGGUGGGGAGCGCCUGGCGCGGGGUUUGGGACCCCCCCCUCACUGGAAGGCGGCUCCUUCCCGGCGCUCGGCGGUAACGGGGCGCCGCCGGGAAACCUCGGGUGCCAAAACAGCGGAGAUUCUGGGGAGCUUCGCUUAAAUCUUGCAACGGUGACGGGGCUUUUUUUGGGGGGGGGGAAAAGCAGGUUUGGCCGGGCGCUUUGUGUUCUUAUUAUUGAAGUUUGGCUGUUUGGGGGUGCAAACCUGUCCCCACCCCGCGGGCACCUGGAAGGGAGACGGGAAUCGGGCUCCUGCGCCACCCCCCGGCCCUGCGGUUAAGGAGGAAAAGGGCAAAACUCGCCCAAAAAGUCGUUCUCCAGGUCUUGGGGGGGGUUUGGACACGCGGCCCCGGGGGGUCCCCGCGCCGGUUGCAGGUUCGUCGGUGCCCGGCGCUGCCGGAUUUUACUGCGGUCAGUGGAGUUUGGAGGUUUGGGGGUUUUUGAAACCAAAUUGGGGGUGGGGGGACCCAAGUGAACUUCAGGCAAUGACGAAAAAAUCUUUGAGGAGUAUUUUUGCUAGGAGGGGCAGAGUUUGAGCUCUUCCCCCCGCACCCCCGGAGCCCCGGCCGCAGCCGGGUCGCACCAAACCGGCUGCGUUUCUUCAGAACCACAAAGGAUUUUUUUCAGGUCAUUUUUGUUUCCUUUAUGGUGAAACUAAUUUUUUUUUUUCUUUUUGUUUUUUUAAGGGACUAUUAAAGACAAAUUCUAUUUAUUGAAAGAUUAUAUCUACCAUCCGCCGGUUAUAACUCACGGACACACUAAAGCCACUGCCUGCGCCCUCUUUUCGGGCCGUGGGACUAGAUAUUUUUCUGGCACCUAUUUUUGUAAAGCGGGGAGGGUUGGGUGGGAGAGCGACAGCGACUCGUGCUCCAAAGCCCCUUCCGUGGAGGAGAAGCCCCACAACCUGCCCCCCGGGAGGGGUUUUUCCCCCCCCUCGGCCGGGGGCUGCGCGGAGGGGAUGGGAGGGGGAGGCUGCGACGCCGGCCCGAGGUCAUAAAAUAAGUGCACUUAAUGGUGUCGGUGGGAGGAACGUUGCUGCCGUCGGGCCCCGGGUGCAGUAAAGAUUUUCUUUAAGGGUGCGCAAACCCCGUUAACGAGCAUUUUAUUUUGUGGAAAGAGCAUUUACCUUCCCUGAUGUUACCCGGCCCCUCCGUGGGGGAGGCUGACGGGACGCUUUGGUUAUCACUAAUCCUGCGAGAAGUGACCUGAAUUAAUUCUGCCAUUCGUUUUAUUCACAAAAGACACCUUUUUUUUUUUUUUUUAAUUAAAUAUUAGGCUGGUGAUAUUUUAUUUUUCCUACUCCUCGCUGUAGCGAGCACUAGAUGGCGCGUCGCAAUCGGGCUGUACACCGCAUCCUUCGUUUAUGCUACCAUAGAUUCACUGACAAUAAACAACGUUCAACUAAUGAA